AGAACAGUAAGACGCUGGCCGAAAGUCGCGAAGGGCCAGUGCUCGUCUCACAGAGGUGUCGGGUUGGAGAGCACACAAUUCUCGACUUUUUAAUUCAAUAUUUGUGGUUUUAAUUCGCUCCGCGGCGCUUUUGAAAAGCUCGUGUCGCUUCGAAGCCGUUUAACCUUGAAGUGGUUUUAUGUAAGUUGUCUUUUUAACUCUCUGAGCCCUGAAUUGCUGGGUUGAUCCUCGAAAUGGAUAUUAGCUAGCUUCGCUAACGUUAGUAACCAAGAAACCGAAAUAACCAAUUCAGAGGGUCAGUGUCAGAGUUUUAUCGCUUUAAACGUAGUUUAUGUGCCUGGAGUCGAGCUCUCUAAGGCAAAUCUUCGCCUUGGGUGUUGCCAAAGAAAGAUUGAAGUUCGGGAGAAGUAACAGUUAGCUAGUUGUUGAAGUUAAGGAAGAAAAGAGGUGGGAGAUGUUGACUAACGCCAACAGUCCGCCUAAGUUUCCAAACCAGCAGCAGCAGCAGCAGCAGCAACAACAGAAUCCAGCCCAAUUCAUGAUGGGAAAAACCUCACUUCAGAUCAAGAAAAAUGCCAUAACUGACGACUACAAGGUCACUAGCCAGGUCCUAGGGCUGGGUAUCAAUGGCAAGGUUCUGGAGAUCUUUCACAAGAGGAGUUCGGAGAAGUAUGCUUUAAAGAUGCUUCAUGACUGUCCCAAAGCUAGACGAGAGGUGGAGCUGCACUGGCGGGCAUCCUCAUGUACCCAUAUUGUCAGGAUUAUUGACGUCUAUGAAAAUCUCUACCAAAACAGAAAGUGCCUUCUUAUUGUAAUGGAGUGCAUGGAUGGUGGUGAGCUGUUCAGUCGGAUUCAGGACCGAGGGGACCAGGCAUUUACUGAAAGAGAGGCUUCUGAUAUCAUGAAGAGUAUAGGAGAGGCAAUUCAGUAUUUACAUGCAAUAAACAUUGCACACCGAGACGUCAAGCCAGAGAACCUCUUAUAUACCUCUAAAAGACCCAACGCCCUUCUUAAACUGACAGACUUUGGCUUUGCAAAAGAGACAACCUCACACAAUUCUCUGGCCACCCCUUGCUAUACUCCUUAUUAUGUUGCCCCAGAGGUUCUUGGUCCAGAAAAGUAUGACAAGUCCUGUGACAUGUGGUCUUUGGGUGUCAUCAUGUAUAUUCUGCUCUGUGGUUAUCCACCUUUCUAUUCCAACCAUGGAUUGGCUAUAUCCCCUGGUAUGAAAAAACGAAUCCGCAUGGGGCAAUAUGAGUUUCCAAAUCCUGAAUGGUCAGACGUUUCAGAGGAAGCCAAGCAGCUCAUCAGAACAUUACUGAAAACUGAGCCGACACAAAGGAUGACCAUCACAGAGUUUAUGAACCACCCCUGGAUCAAUCAAUCAAUGGAGGUGCCACAGACGCCCCUACACACCAGCCGUGUUUUGAAAGAAGAGAAAGACACAUGGGAGGAAGUCAAGGAAGAAAUGACUAGUGCCUUGGCAACAAUGAGAGUCGACUAUGAGCAGGUCAAAAUCAAGAGGAUUGAAGACUCUUCCAAUCCACUGCUGAUGAAGAGGAGAAAGAAAACCAACAAUACAGCUGCUGAAAACUAGACGCCCGCUUCCUAAGGACACAUUCACUCUGUUGCACAUGCGCACACAUUUUACACCCAUACAUCAGUUGAAAAGUUUGAAUUAAGGAAGCAAUAACUCCACAAAAAAGUGAAAGCAAGUUUUUUUUUUUUUUUUUUUAAU
Messenger RNA from Carassius carassius (crucian carp), 1738 nucleotides. Its product is annotated as MAP kinase-activated protein kinase 2. Gene Ontology annotation, molecular function: mitogen-activated protein kinase binding; calmodulin binding; calcium/calmodulin-dependent protein kinase activity. NCBI's taxonomy places the organism in Eukaryota, Metazoa, Chordata, Actinopteri, Cypriniformes, Cyprinidae. The coding region runs from base 455 to 1597 and encodes 380 amino acids. The transcript is spliced from 10 exons. Gene Ontology annotation, cellular component: nucleus; cytoplasm. Gene Ontology annotation, biological process: inflammatory response; peptidyl-serine phosphorylation; cellular response to vascular endothelial growth factor stimulus. The record is from RefSeq and is a predicted model, not a curated record.